ACAAGACUUUGUAUAUGAUAGGGACGAAUAAGACUUGUACAUGAUGGGGACGCGCUUGAAGGUGCUUCGAGUGUUCAAAGAUCUCCACAAAACACGAAGAGAUGUAUUUAAAGAUGAUGGCAGAGCUCUGACAGCUGCCAGGUUAAAAAUAAAUGAUGAAUUUAAAAGAAACAAGAAUGAAACUUCAGAAGAAAAUAUUAAAGAGAUGCUUAAAAUGGCCCGAGCAGUUGAGACUAUCCUUCGUGAAAGUGUAAUACAGGCAGAGCAUGUGGAGGAAAAUAAAAUUUUGUUGCGGCCCCGGAAGAGUCUACUGCUAGAAAAUGUACCUUACUGUGAUUCACCCAGGACAAAGACAUGACCUGAAGGAUUUACAGUCACUGACACUCUUUAUUUUGCUUAACUUUGUCAUUUUAUAUUCCACAAAGAUCUCCAAUAUUGAAUAAAUAGCAUGUUAAUGCCCAAUAUUCAUGCAUAUUACAUUUCCACUGAAAGAUCACAGCUAUGGAGGGCCAAAUUACUCAAAAUUAAACCAUUAAAUAAAUAUUUAAAUAAACUAUUAAAUGCAGAAUGAAAUGGUUAAAACUACAGAUUCAAUACAUUGUCAUUAAAUCACUAAAUCAAUAAAUGUCAUACUAAAACUUAAUGCCUUUUCAUU
Messenger RNA from Myxocyprinus asiaticus (Chinese sucker), 655 nucleotides. Its product is annotated as complex III assembly factor LYRM7. Bases 41 to 358 code for a protein of 105 amino acids. The record is from RefSeq and is a predicted model, not a curated record. Lineage: Eukaryota; Metazoa; Chordata; Actinopteri; Cypriniformes; Catostomidae. Gene Ontology annotation, biological process: mitochondrial respiratory chain complex III assembly. The transcript is spliced from 5 exons.